Thalassophryne amazonica is the source of this 2888-nucleotide messenger RNA. RefSeq names its product p21 protein (Cdc42/Rac)-activated kinase 2b (gene pak2b). Gene Ontology annotation, cellular component: cytoplasm. NCBI's taxonomy places the organism in Eukaryota, Metazoa, Chordata, Actinopteri, Batrachoidiformes, Batrachoididae. The transcript has 15 exons. Bases 548 to 2134 code for a protein of 528 amino acids. The record is from RefSeq and is a predicted model, not a curated record. Gene Ontology annotation, biological process: regulation of MAPK cascade; regulation of axonogenesis; intracellular signal transduction. Gene Ontology annotation, molecular function: protein serine/threonine kinase activity; ATP binding.
UGUUGUCCUCGGAAAUUUCCUCGGUAUGUGUAUUUUACGUGUAUUACUAUUAUUAUUUAUUUAUUUUUACUAAAUUCAAACCAAACCAUAUUUACUUAGCGUGAAGAGUGUUGAUAUUUUGAUGAAAUCAACGUUUAUUGUACAGGGCUGGGUCGCUACAGUUCCGCUUCCCCUUCAUCACAAUUAGGGCCGAAAAGACGGAAGAAAAGUUGUACUGUAAAUCGUUAUAAUUGUAUGUGUUUACAUUAUUUGUCAGCGUUGUGUACCGCCAGGGCCUCAUGUUGUCUAUAACGGAUUUUUAAGGGGUUUCCAAAGGUUUUCCAGAGUUUUGCGGGUCAUUUGGGAGUCAAGUUUAGCUGCUGUGGAGUCUCCGAAACUACUUUGUGCUUUCAUUCUCCUCAGUCAUAUUCUGGACAACUUCCUGCAGUGCAUGAUUGUACCCGUGUCUCAUGCUGAUGUGAGCGCUGCCUCACUCGCUCUUCGUUUGUCUCCAUCCUCACCCACUCUUCUCUACCACUCAUCAACAUAGUGACAACAGUCCACAGCAAUGUGUGAUAACGGAGACCCGGAGGAUAAACCCCCUGCUCCUCCGGUCAGGAUGAGCAGUACAAUCUUGAGCACAGGCUCUGGCAAAGACUCACUCUUGGCCAACCACAGCUCUAAACCCCUGCCUUCUGUUCCAGAGGAGAGAAAACCUCGUCACAAGAUCAUCUCAAUCUUCUCUAGUGCUGAAAAAGGUGGUCGAAGGAAAGAUAAAGAGCGACCAGAGAUCUCACCGCCUUCGGAUUUUGAGCACACCAUUCAUGUUGGAUUUGACGCUGUAACAGGGGAGUUCACUGGCAUGCCAGAGCAAUGGGCUCGACUACUCCAGACCUCAAACAUCACCAAGUCAGAGCAGAAGAAAAACCCACAGGCUGUGCUUGACGUUCUCAAGUUUUAUGACUCUACAGGCAACGGUCGUCAGAAGUACCUCAGCUUUUCUUCUUCUGAAAAAGAUGCAUUCACUCCAGGGCCUCAAUCCCCUGUCAAAAAACGCACUGAACCCUCAUCUCCUAAUAUCAGAGACAUUGAUGAUGACGAUGAUGAUGAAACUCCUCCUCCCAUUGUGGCACCAAGACCAGAACACACAAAGAGUGUGUACACGCGUUCUGUUAUUGACCCCAUCCCUGCUCCAAGUACGUGUCCAGAUGGAGAUGUUGCUUCCAAGGCGGCAGACAGACAGAAAAAGAAAAACAAGAUGACAGAUGAAGAAAUCAUGGACAAACUAAGAACCAUAGUCAGUAUUGGUGAUCCCAAGAAGAAAUACACCAGAUAUGAAAAAAUUGGUCAGGGGGCUUCAGGAACAGUGUUCACAGCAAUCGACGUCGCCACAGGACAGGAGGUUGCCAUUAAGCAGAUCAAUUUACAAAAGCAGCCAAAGAAGGAGCUGAUUAUUAAUGAGAUUCUAGUAAUGAAGGAGUUAAAGAACCCCAACAUAGUUAACUUUUUAGACAGUUUUCUGAUGGGGGAGGAGCUGUUUGUGGUGAUGGAGUAUCUGGCCGGUGGCUCGCUGACAGAUGUGGUCACAGAGACUUGUAUGGAUGAAGCUCAGAUAGCUGCUGUCUGUAGAGAGUGUUUGCAAGCGCUGGAUUUCUUGCAUGCAAACCAAGUGAUCCACCGAGACAUAAAAAGCGACAACGUUUUACUCGGGAUGGAUGGGUCUGUCAAACUUACGGAUUUUGGCUUCUGUGCCCAGAUUACUCCUGAGCAGAGCAAACGCAGCACCAUGGUCGGCACGCCUUACUGGAUGGCUCCAGAGGUGGUGACCAGAAAGGCCUACGGGCCUAAAGUUGACAUUUGGUCACUGGGUAUUAUGGCCAUUGAAAUGGUUGAAGGGGAACCUCCCUAUCUGAAUGAGAACCCACUACGAGCAUUAUACCUGAUUGCUACAAACGGCACACCUGAGCUGCAGAACCCAGAGAAGCUGUCUCCAGUCUUCCGAGAUUUCCUUAACCGUUGCCUGGAAAUGGAUGUAGAGAAAAGAGGCGGGGGCAAAGAACUCCUCCAGCAUCCUUUCCUAAAGCUGGCAAAGCCGCUCUCCAGUCUCACACCUCUCAUCCUGGCAGCCAAGGAGGCCAUGAAGAGCAGCCGUUAGCUGGUGAAACCAGCUACUUCACUUUCCCAUGCUGUGCACAGCCAUGUGCCAACCAUUCAGAUUUUCUGCCAGACAAUAGGCUGAGACUGACCUGCCACUCUUGACGCACCAGCCUUUGAAGCCCUGACAAACCUCACUGUGAAGACCAAAAAAUAUAGAGCACAACCCCACCGCAGUCCUUAAGAACUUUUUACUCCCAUCAAAUGGCAGAAGACAAGUCAGAGAUUUCAGUCAGGCAGUUAUUUUGUACAACAGUUAGGACUAGGCUUAUAUUUAACUCGGAACAAGGCAGCUGCCAUGUUCCAUUUAGUUUUUUUUUUUAAAUCAACUGCCUUAAACAUAAGGUAAAUGUUACCUGUUGUUGUUUGUCUUUUUUUUUUUUUUUUGCUACUUUUGUAAUUACCUUUGCAGCUCUUCUGUGUCUUAUUUUGAUACUUGAAUUUCAUCUCUGUCCCGUUUGUUGUGUAAGUCUCAUUCAGUGAACAUGCUUUUUAUGCCUGAAUUUUAUGAACAUUUCUCUUACUGAUUUUAUAGGAAACAACUCAGUGCAUUUGUCAUUAUGAGACUAUUCUUGAUUUUUGUCUAUGUUUGAAUGCCACAUCUGACAGAUCUACUGUGGCAUUUCUCCCCCCUCUAUCGUUUCUGCUGACACCAGAGGUGCACCUUACAGGCAAAUUAAAAUGUUAGAUCAACAGGGUUUAUACUUUCUUCUCCAUUGUUGUUAUUAAAAGUGAGUAUUGUUUGUUGAACUGUC